Sesamum indicum (sesame) is the source of this 1244-nucleotide messenger RNA. Its product is annotated as SEC-C motif protein. The record is from RefSeq and is a predicted model, not a curated record. NCBI's taxonomy places the organism in Eukaryota, Viridiplantae, Streptophyta, Magnoliopsida, Lamiales, Pedaliaceae.
GCCAAGACUGAAGAAUCGAGUCUUGGUUAAUUAGUUUAGUUUAGGCAUCCGAUUUAAAACCCUACAUUUCAGCAAUGCAUUCAAGAUAUACAUAUGCAUCCGUAGCACCAUACCACUUCUAAUGCUUCGAUUACUUUUCUCAUCCCAACCCUGUGACCGCGGCCGCUACUUGACUCCAUACUGUCCCCGUUUCAUCUCUUUUACGUCCCCUCUCCGGGCCUCAUGGAUGGACAAGAUGAAAGGAUUGUUAAUUGGCCAGAAGACCACCACCGAAUCCGAGAAAUCCGCCGAAUCUUUCACCCUUUUGGGGUUUGCCGACGCAAUGAGCAAAGCCAGGAAGUUGGGGACUUUGAAGCAGUAUGUAGUGGGGCGGAGCAGUGAGGCUACUUUUCAGGAUGCCUUCAGAAAGCAAGAGGCCAUAAUCCGAUAUCUGGGGGGUUUUGAUCCUACAGGGGAGAAUAUUAAAGCUAGUCAAAAGAUGGAGGCAGCAAAACAGUGUGAUUGCACACUUUUAGAUGUUGAAAACGCCUUGUCAAAGUUUACAUGGGCAAAAGAAGCACAAAAAAAGAUUGAACAACUUAAAGCGGAAGGCAAGCCAAUGCCAAAGAGCAUGGCAGAGAUGCAGAAAUUGAUGGGAUCAUCCCCCUUAGAUAUUGCACGCAAUAACUUGGCUAAGAGUGGGCAAAUAAGUAGGAAUGCACCCUGCCCCUGUGGUUCUCGGAAGUUGUACAAAAGAUGCUGCGGGAAGGACAAAAGCAAUUGAUGGUGAAAUUCCAUAAAACUGGCAUGGUUUAGGAUGCUUGGAGAGCUGCAAGCAGUAGACCCCAGCCCUUACUUCUAAAAUUGCCCUUUGCUGUAUGCUAAGAUAAUACAAUUUGCAGCAUGGUGGACCUACUCAAUGGGUAGUUUGCAACAAGCUUUACAUGGUCUUAUCUAGAUGGCAAAUUUUAGUUUAAGCCAAAAUAUACUCUAAUUUGCUUUCUUUUCUCCGAAAGGCUCUGGAACUUGCGCAAGUAAGCCGGCCAUUAUGACUUGCCAUGCUAGUAGGAUUAUUAGGAUAAAUCGGAUAUAUGAGGAACUCCUCUUAGAGCCAUAGUUUAUUAAAAUCGUUUUUCUGAUGAUUUGAUCAAUGCUAUAUGAUGAUAGCUGUAUUGAAGCAAGGCAGAUGCUAUUGGCUUUGUGUAGAAUCAACUUGAACCAGGAAUUGGACCUGAAAAGAAACCGAAUUUUGUUUGGAAUUGAGA